CUCUCUCACGCUCCUCUCACCUCCAGCUCCCUUGGGUCCUCACACCUCACUUCUGCCUCACCUCCGUCACUUGUUCCUAUAUUACUUCUAUAGAGUCACUCUCAUACCAAUGACUAUGAUUCCAUCUCACAGAUGACGAGCACCUCCUCAAUGCGUAUUACUAGGCCAAAGUGACCCCCGGGGUGCAUGGCGUAGCGUGUCGCUUGAUCCUUGCUCCGAGUCUUGACUGGACGCCGGCCUCCGAAAAAUCUCAGCAGCUGCUCGUCCUGCAUGUUGCGCUGUCACCUCGUCCAUUAUUACGACGCCCUGCAUGCUUACCUCACGACUUCCCUUCCUGUCGCCCUGGCCUGAAAAUGCUCCGCUAGGGCGUCCCUAGUCACCCACCCGCCUGUUCCGAAAUGAAUGCGCUUCACCCUGUGCUUCUUUCCGCUCUCUGACGGAUGCUAUGGCGUCUGUCAAAGCCGGAGAGACCACACUAGCCCGUGUGUCGCCGGGGAAAGGUAAUUAAUUACCCUCGCAACCCAAAGCCCGUGGUUCCAUUCAUCCUGAAUUUCACCGCCCAUACCCCGGCUAUUUGAUUCUAUCCCUUUCCUAUCCAAAAGAUAUAUUCCUCCGUCCCAUCCCAGCUUGAUCACUUCUUUUCCUUCCCAACAACAACCAAAGGUCGACUUCCAUAUCCAACCAACAGGUACUGAGUACUUGAGGGCGUUGACACACCAUCCCCAACUACCAACCUCCACCACAACCACAACCAUGCUCGCUUCAACAUCCACCAACCCGGCCAUCCAGGCCUACAAGGUCUACCACCUCUCCCAGACCAAGCUCGACCGGGAGUGCCGCCGACAAACCCCCGACCUCCAUCGCAUUGUCUUGCACGCCUCCAUUGUCGACAAUGUUCGCCGAUGGUCGCGGGACCUAGCCACCCCGUCCGAGACCGUGGUGGUCGACUCCGAGUCGGACACGGACAGCGACCCCUUCGAAGACUCGGCAUCCGACGAGGAAUACGAGGAUGCCAUGUCUGUCGACGACCAGGUUGCCAUCUUUGACUGCGAGGUCGACGACGACACGACCAUUGAGCAACAGUCGCAAACCAACCCCAAAGUCUACGCCGUUCAGACUGGUGUGGUCCCGCCUGUGGAGACCAAGGACGCCCCGUCCAACUCGGCGCCGGCCAGCCCCAGGAGACGAGCUCCCCCUCCACCGUCGGCUGCGAACUCGACGUACGAAUUGAACGGCCAGAGCUGGAAGCAGAACCGACCAGUCACAGUCCGGGAGACGGCCAUCGAAGUCGACGGCGACGACUAGAUGGGCUGGAUGCCAGACACGAUAUGCCUUUACGACAACUUGAUACCCCCCUGCUUUAGAGCAUCUAUUGAGCCGCGAGGCUACGAUUUUUACGAUCUCGACUCUCCCAUCGCUGCCAAUGCCACCAUCACCUGGGAAUAUCGACGGUGGAUCUCCAGUUGAGCUAGAUGCUACGGAGGUCCACCGGCGCGAUGGCAGCGACAGAGGAUGAGUUCGACCGUGUCAGGGAAGCUUCACCGGAAUAACGACCAGGUCGUCGACAUUCCCGGGAAGAAAGGAAAGGAAGCAAGGGACCGCGCAUGAGCACCCCUCUCGAAUGGGACAUCAGGCUUCCCCCCUUCCCACCGAACCUCAGUAGUCGUGGCUUUUGACAAGUCAGCCUGGGGCGAGGGGUCGGGGAGGAGUGAGUCUCCAUUCUGGGAUGUAGGGAAUGCACUCUGCCGUAUAGGGUCCCCGGGUGUGGACUGGAAACACCGAGAUCUGCGAUCCAUGGUCUAUGUACAGUAAUUCGGCCGCCAUCCAUUUCUCCCGCAUUGCACGGGAGAUCUGAGAUUGUCUAUCAGUUGUAUUUUUAAUCGAGAAGUGGACAAGGAGGGAAAUGAAUCAAUUACACAAAUCUUUCGUCAAUGA
Molecule: messenger RNA, 1935 nt
Organism: Cladophialophora immunda
Lineage: Eukaryota; Fungi; Ascomycota; Eurotiomycetes; Chaetothyriales; Herpotrichiellaceae
Exons: 1
Coding region: 754-1305 (183 amino acids)
Source: RefSeq, a predicted model, not a curated record